Stegodyphus dumicola is the source of this 922-nucleotide messenger RNA. Its product is annotated as coiled-coil domain-containing protein 137. The record is from RefSeq and is a predicted model, not a curated record. Gene Ontology annotation, cellular component: nucleus. NCBI's taxonomy places the organism in Eukaryota, Metazoa, Arthropoda, Arachnida, Araneae, Eresidae.
UACUAGAUGUAAACAAAUUCACGUUUUACUUCUAUGAUUUAUUUUAAUGUAAAAGAAAAUCGUAUAUAUAGCUAGAUGGGGAAGAAAAUUCCUAAAAGCAGACGGCAUAAAAAAUUGAAGUUUGUUGAUCCUUGCUACAGCGGCCCACCUCCACGCAGAAGAAGAAAAAAUAUUUUGCCUAAUGAACCACCAUUGGAAGAUGAUUAUCAGGAAGUUCCUCGACAAAUGGAAGAAUUGAUACAGCUGAAAGAAAAAGCAAAAUCAAACAAAUUUAAAAGAAAGAAAAAGAAGAAAGUAUUGAAAGAUGAAUUUAUAAUAGUGAAAAAAGAUGUUAUUGAAGACAAUGAGCCAGGAAUGACAAUGGGAAUAAAAAAAAUGCCUAAUGUUAUAAAACAAAGAGCUUCUGAAAAUGAAAAUCAGUUUUUUAAUAGGCUACAAAAAAUGACUAAUCAAGCAAUUGCUGAAGCCAAGGUAGAAGAGAAAUAUAACAUAAAGUUAGUUAAUAUUGAUGAAAAAGGAAAUGCAGAGUAUGUUUCAGGAGAAAAAGAAGUGAGUGAAUCAAAAAAACGGAAACGUGAGAAAUACAAGGAAAUAGUUAAAGAAAAGAAAAAAAUGAGGGCUAAAGAUGAAGAAUUUGAUCUUAAAAAAGAGUGUAUACAGUUUGGAGAAGUUGCAACAGCUCCUCCAUUACUGACUGCAAAACCCAGAAAAGCACCUGAAGGGGUUAAGCCUGGUAAAAGAAAGUUAGCAUUAGACCAGCUUCUGAAACAUGAUGAACCUGCUGAGCCAAAAUCUGUAACAAUUAAAUGGAAAAAUAUGUCACCUGUACGACGUAAAGUUAUAGAAAAUGAGAGACUUAGAGCUAUUCAGAUGUAUCGUUUGUUAAAAAAUAAAAAAAGUGGUGCUUAGCAUUUGCAUGCUA